Messenger RNA from Penicillium egyptiacum, 597 nucleotides. NCBI's taxonomy places the organism in Eukaryota, Fungi, Ascomycota, Eurotiomycetes, Eurotiales, Aspergillaceae. The record is from the annotation of a GenBank genome assembly.
AUGUCGUCAAGCCAUGCCAAUCUUGAUGCGGCAUCCACCGACCGCAAAGCCCGGCUCGCCAAGCUUGCAGCCCUGAAGCGCAAGCAACCCGAACAAGACAUAAACGAGGCCGGUGCGGAAGACAAGGAGCUGCCCGAUGCGGAUGCCACGCCAGAUGUGACCACAAAAUACCUGUCCGGUCGCAACUACGACCCCGAGACCCGCGGGCCUAAACUGGGCUUCGAGCAAGGCCCGCAAGAGGGCCACGUGACGCUGGAAGCACAGGCGGCUGAAAUUGCAAGGGCCACAGCGGAACAAGCCAAGGAAGACGCGGGUGCCGAUGAACCCAUUGAUAUUUUCAAACUACGACCUAAAAAACCCAACUCGGACUUGAAGCGCGACCUGGACGAAAAGCUCAAGACUCUCAAUGUGCGGACGGAAAAUGCAAUUGCCCGGCUCGUACACCAGCGGGUAGAGGAUGCGCAACGUGCUGCGAAGGCACGGGGGCCCAAGGGAGAUGAAGAGGGAGAGGAGGUGGGCAUGGAGGGUGAGACGCUUGUUGAGAGCAUCCGUAUGCGCGAACGAGAAGAAGAGAAGAGCGACGAAGAAACGAUCUGA